AUGGCUGCGGCGGGCCCCGGCGGGGCUGAGCCGCGGGCGGGGGGGGGCGGGGGCACGCAGCUGAGUUGUGCAGAAGGCGCUGGCGCAUGCGAGCUGGUCCGACACAUUGAUCGACGGAUCAGCAUCUCCAAACCUGGAGGGCUCCGCACAAGUGCGCCGCUCCAACGACCCUCACGCAGGAAGGAUGAUCGCACCCUGGAGAGCAAGCUGGUCAAGUACUUCAGCCGGCAGCUCUCCUGCAAGAGGAAGGUGGCCCUGCAGGAGCGCAACGCCAAGCUGGAGGGCUUCCCCCAGCUCCUGCACUGGUUCCGCAUCGUUGACAUCCGCAAGGAGGUGAUGGAGGAAAUAGCCCCCGGGCAGCUGAGCCUGGAGGAGCUGCUGGAGAUGACGGAUGACCAGGUGUGUGAGACCGUGGAGAAGUUUGGGGCCAACAGUGAGGAGUGUGCCCGCCUCAAUGCGUCCCUCUCCUGCCUCCGCAGCGUCCAUAAAUCUGGCGGCAGCCUCUCCAAGCAGGACUGGACCAUCCAAUGGCCCACGACAGAGCCGGGCAAGGAGAACCAGCCGGGCUGUCCCCCAGAACCCGCCCCGUGGAGCCGCACGCACCUCUCGGCCAGCCCAAAGCCCCCCGCCAAGUGCGCCCAGCACCACUGCCACGGCCCCCUCUACACCCACGUGGACCGUCUGACCGUGGAGGGUCACCCGGGGCUGUGUCCCCCCGUGGAAUCCGGCCACCGUUCCCUGCCUCCCUCCCCUCGGCAGCGACACGCCGCUCACACCCCUCCACGAACCCCCAACAUCGUCACCACCAUGACGCCGCCGGGCACGCCGCCCCUGCGCCGCAGGAACAAGCUGAAGCCCCCCGGCACUCCGCCCCCCGCCUCCCGAAAACUCAUCCACCUCCUGCCCGGCUUCACCGCCCUGCACCGCAGCAAGUCGCACGAGUUCCAGCUGGGGCAUCGCGUGGACGAGGCGCACACCCCCAAAACAAAGAAGAAGAACAAGCCCCUCAACCUCAAGAUCCACAACAGCGUGGGCAGCUGUGAGAACAUCCCUGCUCAGCGCUCACCGCUGCUCUCUGAGCGCUCCCUGCGGUCCUUCUUUGUGGGGUACCCUCCGUUCCUGCCCUCCACGCCUCCCGUCCACACCGAAGCCACCUUCUCUGCAAAUACGCUGUCAGUGCCUCGCUGGUCCCCACAGAUCCCCCGCCGAGACCUGGGCAAUUCCAUAAAGCACAGGUUCUCCACCAAGUACUGGAUGUCCCAGACCUGCACUGUCUGUGGGAAAGGAAUGUUGUUUGGCUUAAAGUGCAAAAACUGCAAGCUCAAGUGCCACAACAAAUGCACCAAAGAGGCCCCUCCGUGCCAUCUGCUGAUCAUCCACCGCGGAGGGAGACGAGCCGUGCGGGGCGAGGCAGAUUUGCAUUGCAAACCGCUUCCACCCACCCUCCCCCUGCCACCUUUUCUUUUCAGAUUCCCCACCGCACGGGCACGGUUGGUGCGGACUGAGUCGGUGCCCUGUGAUAUCAACAACCCCCUGCGCAAGCCCCCACGCUAUUCAGAUCUGCACGUCAGCCAGACACUCCCCAAAACCAACAAGCUCAAUAAGGACCACAUCCCGGUGCCCUACCAGCCAGACUCCAGCAGCAAUCCUUCCUCCACCACUUCCUCCACGCCAUCCUCUCCGGCCCCACCACUGCCACCCAGCGCCACGCCGCCGUCCCCGCUGCACCCAUCCCCACAGUGCCCACGUCAGCAGAAGCAGUUCAACCUGCCAGCCUCCCAUUACUACAAGUACAAGCAGCAGUUCAUUUUCCCAGAUGUGGUACCUGAGACACCAACCCGAGCCCCACAGGUGGUCUUGCACCCUGUCACAUCCAACCCCAUCCUGGAAGGAAAUCCAUUACUUCAAAUUGAAGUGGAGCCCACGUCAGAGAAUGAGGAAGGCACCGAGGAGGCUCAGGAGUCAGAGGAUGACUUUGAGGAGAUGAACCUCUCACUCCUCUCUGCCCGCAACUUCCCCCGCAAAGCCAGCCAGACCAGCAUCUUCCUGCAGGAGUGGGACAUCCCCUUUGAGCAGCUGGAGAUUGGCGAGCUCAUUGGCAAGGGCCGCUUUGGGCAGGUCUUCCAUGGCCGCUGGCAUGGGGAGGUGGCCAUCCGCCUCAUUGACAUCGAGCGGGACAAUGAGGACCAGCUGAAAGCUUUCAAGAGGGAGGUGAUGGCGUAUCGGCAGACGCGGCAUGAGAAUGUGGUGCUCUUCAUGGGAGCCUGCAUGAGCCCUCCCCACCUUGCCAUCAUCACGAGCUUGUGUAAAGGACGGACUCUCUACUCGGUGGUGAGAGACGCCAAAAUCGUCCUGGAUGUCAACAAGACGAGGCAGAUAGCGCAGGAGAUUGUGAAGGGCAUGGGGUACCUGCAUGCCAAAGGGAUCCUCCACAAAGAUCUCAAGUCCAAAAAUGUUUUUUAUGACAAUGGGAAGGUUGUGAUCACGGACUUCGGCCUCUUCAGCAUCUCGGGAGUUCUCCAGGCAGGCAGGAGGGAGAACAAACUGCGGAUCCAGAAUGGCUGGCUGUGCCACCUGGCCCCUGAGAUCAUCCGCCAGCUCUCGCCUGACACUGAGGAGGACAAGUUGCCCUUCUCCAAGCACUCGGAUGUCUUUGCACUGGGCACCAUCUGGUAUGAGCUGCACGCACGGGAAUGGCCCUUCAAGACACAACCAGCGGAGGCGAUAAUAUGGCAGGUUGGGCGAGGGAUGAAGCCCAACCUCAGCCAGAUUGGGAUGGGCAAGGAGAUCUCGGACAUCCUACUCUUCUGCUGGGCCUACGAGCAGGAGGAGCGACCCACCUUCACCAAGCUCAUGGACAUGCUGGAGAAACUGCCAAAGCGCAACCGUCGCCUUUCCCACCCCGGGCACUUCUGGAAGUCAGCAGAGCUGUGACCAGAGGAGCUGAGGGAUGGUGCCUUCCUCCCCUGCAUUUCUCCUCUUCCUCGCUGCUCUCCUUCAUGUGCCAAGAAGGGAAGAGUGGUAGGCACUGUGGGAUGGACUGGGACGGGAUGGGACUACCACAGCAUCUCCCUGCACUGAAGAGGAGCUGAUGGCCAGAGAUGCGUGGGGACACCGUGGUGGCAGGCAGACAGCAGGGGCCAUGUGCACAUGGGGCUGUGGGGCUGCUGGUCCCAUGAUGUGCAAGGACAGGUGGCUGCUGUUCAACCCCAGGGCUUCUCUGAUCCCAAUCAGUAUGGUCAGUGCUUACAGCACUCCUUUGGGGCUUGCUUUUUUUCAUUCUAGGGGAUUUUAUUUAAUUUCCUAGUGUUUUUAUUUUAAAGGUAGAAAACUAAGGGGGAAUGCUGCUGAUCUGUGGGUUUGUGCUGCCACUAUUAGCUGCUCCCCACAGGGAAAUGCACCCACAGUGUCAGCUCCUCAGCCCCUCACCACGGCAAUGGUGACCUUUCACAAGUGGCUCUGUGCUCCUGGCUGUGCCCAGGUCCUCCCCAGGCUGUUCCUUUGCAGGGCCCAGCUCCAUGGCCCCAGUGGCUCAUCCCUGUGCCUGGCACAUAGCUCAUCUGCCACCCCUUCCAUCUCCUGUUUCCCCUUCUCCCCCUCCGGUUACAUCUGUGGGGUACUGAUGUCUGUUUGUCAGAUGCCAGAGGCUGUGUUGGGUUUUAGGACUGGUGGAUGGAGCAAGGGGAGCAGUCUCUGGUUGUACAGAGCCGGUGCCCCCCUCCCAGCCCCAUAGCCAUCCCAUGCACCCACAGCCAGAGCCAAUGUGCUGUGCUUUGGUGCUGCCAUCUGAGCACCUUUUGCUGGCAUUUCCCUCCCCGAGCCCAUUCUACAUGAGCUGUCAUUGCAACAGUGGGGAGAAAACUGUGUUUUCAGGAUCUUAUUGAACAUAAUUGCUGGUCAGGAGCUGUCCUAAAUAAUUCAGCCGUGCCGUAAGUUGGCUUGAACUCAGAGACAUUGCAAAGUGAUCAGCCUUAUAUGUCUCAAACUGUUGGUGUCUGAACCACUUUAGCCAAAAUGAAUGAAGGUUAAAGCCCUCUGCUAAGCACUGGGCAGAUCGUUACAUGAGCAAAGAUCCUGAAGGUCCUUCCUAGGAACGUCCUGGGAAGAAGUUUCUUUGGACAAGGCUCAGGCUGGUGCUUUUAGGGUGGUUUCAGUGCCACGUGGUUUCCUCCUGGAUGUUUGCACAAAGGAUGGAGUUUCUCAUCCCCUGCCCUCCCUAACACACCCCAGUGCCCUGUCCUACCCCAGCCUUGUUUUCUGCUGCCUGUUCUCCCCACCUGAACAGUUCUCGCUCCAUCCUCUCUGCGUGUGCCAUAAACGUUGCACUAAACCUCAGAGCCUGUCUGAAUUCUUACCAAUGCCUUCAUCAAGGGGUCUGUGGGUCCUGUCCCAGUGGGCUGAGCCCUGAGCACUCUGUGCACCCCUGAGAUGGACAGGAGAGACACCCAACGCAUGGACAUUUCAACACUUCAAGUUGAAUUUUCCUACACGCUGUGAUGGCACUGAGCCCAUGUUGAGUGACUGAUGCAGGAGCAAUGCAUGGCUCCUGGUUUUGUUUUCCAAGAUGUGAGCCCUCUAGGCGUGAGUUGGAAAGACGGAGGCUGUGCCCAACAAUAGAGUGGAAAAACCUGAGAGAUGCUGUGCAGGUUUGCAAUGGGGUACAUCAACCUUGAAAACCUUGCCUAUUACUGACCACUCCUUAUGAGGUCCCUCCAGCUGUUGGUAGAUGUCCAUCAGAUGAGCACUGUUGGUUGGGGCAUUCCAUUGCUCCAGUCCCUGUUGAAGCAACACACAUCUCCAUGCUGCCCCUUGGCCAUCCAAACGGAGCUGGGUAAAGCUAUGGCCAACAAGUGUGCCCAGCCUGACCACCCCACUGCUCUUUCUGCCCUAUUUUCCUCCCAGGAACGUCUCUAUCCAUGGGGGCUGUUACACAACAGCACCAACAGAAAGACCUGCCCUAUAUUCACCAUCCACACGCCCAGACAAGCAGCUCCCUCCCUUCUGUUCAGCGCAGCAGUGGCUGUUGGUACAGCCAUGCUAUUUGCAUCAUGCCUUCUUAUUUAUGAAAGUCUUAAUUAUUAAAAGAUAUAUUUAUUUUUCCCCAUUCUUUGGGUUUUUUUGGGGUGUUUUGUUUGUUUGUUUUUGUUUUAUAUUUCUCAGGCCAUUACAUGGAGAGAAGGUGGGAGCUGCUCUGCACAAUGCCUGCCAAUGGGCGUCCACCCAAUGGGGUUUGGAGGUGCAGUAGGCAGAGCAGGGAUGGGUUUGGGAGCACAUUGAGAGCAGCUCCCACCAUCCCACAGCGCAUCCUCAGCCCCUGCAUGGCCCCAAACACUGCGUGUGCCGUUGGGUUGCUCAACCAGGCAGUGCUUGGCCACCAUUGGGUGGUACCCAUCGCCUGCAUUGUUCCUAGGUUUAUUUAUUUUAACUUAUUUAACUUAUUUUAACUUAUUUUUGUUUUGCAAGUGGUGUUGUUUUUUUUUUUUCUGGGAAGCUUUGCCAGCCUUCUUGAUUUUUGUUCUCUAUAAAGCGCGCUGUUACAUUCUCCUGUACAUAAGGUAUAUAUAAAUAUAUAUACAUAUCUCCAUAUGUAUGUAUAUAGAUAUAUACAUAUCUAAAGAGCUCGAAAUCCUGUACAGUUUCAAACCAAACUCGGUGGCUGCUUUGUUUUCUCCGUGUUAGUUCUGACCGUUGCAGAAUGAGCUGCUUUUCAUUUCCCUUCUCCUCCUUCUGUUUCCUUUUUAUAAAUAUAUACAUAAAUAUAUUAUAUAUAUUUUGUUGUUGUUGUUGCAAAAACUCUUGUCACUGGAAAAGAGCAAUUGUUUCCGGUGGGGGGGAGGGGGGAUAAAUAAAUGAAAAACACACAUACAAACAAAAAAAGAAGAAAAAAAGAGUAAAAUCUGAGAAAGGCGCGAUGGAGCUCCCUGAUGUAAAUUUGUACAGUAACAUUUAUAACGUUUUCUACACUUUAAGAAAGUAUUUAUAAUUUCUGCUGUCUGACUGAGUGCGACCCUCCGUGACUGCAGAGUGGUGAGCCCUAUGUCCCUGUGGUUUGUCGUGCAGUGUUUGGUGAGGUGACAGUGUAUGAAUUAUUUAUGCCAAUAAAAAACACUUUGAAAAUGA
Coturnix japonica (Japanese quail) is the source of this 6120-nucleotide messenger RNA. NCBI's taxonomy places the organism in Eukaryota, Metazoa, Chordata, Aves, Galliformes, Phasianidae. The record is from RefSeq and is a predicted model, not a curated record.